AUGGACGAGCAACAUCUUGCACCUCUUUCUGCUGAUGAAGAUUCACGUUUUGACGGUUAUAGUAGUUCUGAUGAUGCAAGUGUUGAAGUUACUUCAACCAUUGACGAAUGUGAAAAUGAAUUAGUACGUUUAUCAACAUAUCUUCAAUUGGAAUCUGAAUUCGACAAUGAUGAUGAUCGAGCUUUUGAAUGGCCUGAACCACCACCAACAUUACUUUCUUCACGCUCAUCUGAUAUUGAAGAAUUAGCUGAUUCUCAACAGGUGGUAUUGUCCACAACGUCAUUUAAUAAUGGUGAUGCUCAAGAAAAAUCUAAGAAAUGUAAACGAUGUCAAUGGUCAAUACUAGAAAAGCUUGAUGCUAUCGCACUAUUUGAUAAAAAUCAAAGUAAACGUGGUAAACGAAAACGAUUAGAAGGUGGUGAUAAAAAAGUCGUUUAUGCUGAUCUUGAUAGUCGACUUUUUACCUGGUAUCGGUCACGAAGAACCGAUCCUAAUGAUCAAUCUCAAUUAAAUCAUUCUUCACCAGUAUCAAGUUGGUAUUUACGUUUUUUGAGGCGUAAUGGUUUAUCAUUACAACGACCGAAGAGACAAGAUAAAGUACCACUUGAUGAAGUUGAUCGUUUAGCUAAUUCUUUUUAUAUGUUCAAUCGUCGUGCAAGUUCAUGGUCAAUUCGACGUGGUCGGAUGGGUGCAUUUAUUUCGGAAGACAUUUGCAAUAUGGAUGAAUCUCCAUUAGCGCUUUUUGGUGAUCAAGCUAAAAGGUCUGUUAAUGAUAUUGGUACAAGUGAUAAACGAAAACGAUUAGAAGGUGGUGGUAAAAAAGUCGUUUAUGCUGACCUUGAUAGUCGACUUUUUACCUGGUGUCGGUUACGAAGAACCGAUCCUAAUGAUCAAUCUCGUGCUGCACCUGAUAUACAAAGAGAAAGAAUAACUCUUCGUCAUUUGGAAAAAGAAGGUCGUCGAAUUGCUAAAGAAUUAAAUCAUUCUUCACCAGUAUCAAAUUGGUAUUUACGUGUUUUGAAGCGUAAUGGUUUAUUAUUACAACGACCCAAGAGACAAGAUAAAGUACCACUUGAUGAAGUUCAUCGUUUAGCUAAUUCUUUUUAUAUGUUCAAUCGUCGUGCAAGUUCAUGGUCCAUUCGACAUGGUCCGAUGGGUGCAUUUAUUUCUGAAGACAUUUGCAAUAUGAAUGAAUCUCCAUUAGCGCUUUUUGGUGAUCAAGCUAAAAGGUCUGUUAAUGAUAUUGGUACAAGUAAUGAAAUCAAUGGGUACAUUAGCAACAAGGUAGAUAUCAUGUAG
Molecule: messenger RNA, 1299 nt
Organism: Rotaria sp. Silwood2
Lineage: Eukaryota; Metazoa; Rotifera; Eurotatoria; Philodinida; Philodinidae
Source: the annotation of a GenBank genome assembly